Molecule: messenger RNA, 7017 nt
Organism: Strongylocentrotus purpuratus (purple sea urchin)
Lineage: Eukaryota; Metazoa; Echinodermata; Echinoidea; Camarodonta; Strongylocentrotidae
Exons: 8
Coding region: 352-3081 (909 amino acids)
Biological process (GO): negative regulation of transcription by RNA polymerase II; cell differentiation; positive regulation of transcription by RNA polymerase II
Molecular function (GO): RNA polymerase II cis-regulatory region sequence-specific DNA binding; zinc ion binding; nuclear receptor activity
Source: RefSeq, a predicted model, not a curated record
CAACCCAACACUAGUAUCACGUACAACUUCGAAACCCUUCGAAAUGGUAGCAAGCGAUGCGGUGUAGGCCUACCGUGAUCAGUGAAAAAGGGGGACUAAUUGCCGUGCUGAUUUCAGCCUUCCAAGUUGCAGGAAACAAUAACAAAGUGACAUAAUUUUCUGGUGUUUUCAAGUUUCAGUUGGGACCACACACCUACCUUUCACAGAUUCAUCUAUGUACACAACCUUUAACCUGAUGCCCGUACAGUGCCAGUGAGGUGAUAAAUCUAGCUUACUUGUAACAGCUCUGUAUACUUUUUUCGAGGAGCCGUCGUCAUUAAUGUGAGGGAUUGAACGGUGUUUUCAGCCGAGAUGGAGGUCCCCCUGGGAAUGCCUAUUGAUAAGACUGUGACAUACGUCCAGGUACUCACAGUGUCUGAUGUAGCAGAGGCAGCUGCCCUCGUAGCCUCUGAGAUGAACCAGAACAACACCAACAAUCAGAUCAUGCAGAUUGUCACUUUGCAGACACCUAAUUCUGCUGCUGCUCUUACUGCUGCUGCUGGAGAAAUAGUGGUCUCAACUUCACAGGAUCUUUCUGCCACACCAAACAUCGAGACCAUGACAACAGCUGCCGCAAGCCCUGCAGACAGCAAGGCCAACAUGAUCCUGAGCAGCAACAAAACAACCACUGUCCUCCCAAAUGCCUCUUCGGGUGACGACAGGCUUUGCAUGAUCUGCGGUGACAGGGCAAACGGUGUACACUACAAUGUAUUGUCCUGUGAGGGUUGCAAGAGCUUCUUCCUACGUAGCAACAGAUCCGGAGCCACCUUCACCUGUGCUUCAGGAGGCAACUGUAACAUGGAUUUGUACACGAGGCGUCACUGUCCUGCCUGUAGGAUGAAGCGAUGCUUAGAGUGUGGCAUGAAGGUCGAAAGAGUGUGGGGCAAAGGACGCCUAAAAACCCGAAAACAGCUCAUAAGAGUAAAGCGAAAGAAGAAGGUACCAGGCAUACAUGCAGAUUCGGCCACCUCUCCUACUGUCGCCCCUCCCACUCCGGCACCGGCACCAGCUCCACCCACUCCAGCAGCAUCUUCCACCCCACCCCAGCAGCAGCUACCCAUGGCAACUGAAACAUCCCCGAGCUCCACCCCUUCAAGCUCACGGUCCAGUAGUCCUACAGCAAGCAGGUCAUCAGUAACAGUCACUCCUCCUACCCUGUGUGCCAACCCCAUCCCUCCCUCAGAUCCAACAGCCCAAAACAUGGCUCUUUUUUCGGACCCCUCUCAAAUGGCGUCCUGUGAUGGUGAGAUGUUGAUGAUGGAUUUGGACACUCCAGGAACGUCCACACAGACGCUGCUUACAUACGGUUCAACAUUUACUCGGCUUACUCAGGCCCAGGAACAACUGAUGUACACAUUGGAAAAAGGAUACAAUGCCUCAACAGAAGUUCUCAAGCAUCUAUCAAAAGAUGUGCCGUUGUUCAGGAUGACCCAUUGGAGCAAAUUCAAAGGAGGAGAAAGUGACACGCCCCUCAUUUCACAAGGAGAAGAGGAAGAAGAAGAUGACGAUAUGGACCAAUCAAAACCAAAGAAAGCCAAAGUGGAAGCACAAGACUCAAAUACUAAUGGAAAUUCUGUUCAGCAACAGCAGCAACCAGAAGCUGCAGCGAAUGGUGGAAAUGGAGUUGCAGCAUUGCCAAACAAUGAUCCCUUGGCCGUUCUCUCCUCAGCCACUGGUCAGAAUAUUGAAGUGAUUUAUAACUUGACUUCCUUAGCUACUGGUGGGAAGAUCAAAGACCCUGCCUCAGCAUUGGGUGUGUUAGCAUCAUCAGAGCAAGGUCUGAGGGUGAUUGAGUCCAUUGGAUCCCUUGUGCAGGGACAGGAUCUCAACUCGUUGAUCAGUCUGGCCAAAGUUGUGGGCCAGAUCAUUGGCAUUGGAGGAGGCUCCCUCAACGAUAAUCUUGCAGACACGAUUCUAGGGAGCAUUACUGGCUCCCUAUUGAAUAGCUCAAAUGAAAACACAGCUUCGGCAUUAGGUGGCAUAGGUGCACAGCUUGCCAUGAACGCUCCUUCAGCUUCUACAUCGAUACCAUCAGCUACCAGUCAGGAUCAGAAUGGGAACAGUGCAGAGCAAGCUUCAAUGCAUGAUGAGAUGAUGAACAAUGCAGCUGUUGCUAAACUUGCAUCCAGUGGAUUAGCAGAAGCCUUGGCCAUGCUGGCUGCCAUGGCAUCAUCGAGUCAAAACAAAGAAACUAUUGUAGAGAUGAUAAAGCGUGCAGCUGUGUCGUUGUUGAGAGGAGAGGACGAACCUCAAAUGAUGUCUUUUUCAUCCCCACCGACAUCAUCAUCCCCUGCGUCAAACAAUUUCUAUAUGCCAACUGAUGUCGGCGAGGAUGAAGUCAAGACAAGUCCAUUCCUCCAGUCCCUCCAAAGGGUCACGUCAUUUCUGACCAGCGGCAAGAUGAGCGCGGGCAAGAAGUCUUCCACCAAAGCCAAGCGCACGGUCAACAAGGAGAUGUUGCACAUAGCCAUGGACAUGUUUGCCGUCCUGGUCAAACAAACCAUUCACUUUGCCAAAAGCAUUCCUGGAUUUACGAACCUCUCUUGCGAUGACCAAGCCGUGCUCAUCAAAUCCAGCAUCGUGGACGCGCUGCUGUUGAGGUGUGCAGACAAUUAUGCGUUGGACAAAGAUUGCUUGGUCAACGUUACCAAUGGAGACAAGUUUGAUGUCCAUAUGAUGUAUCAGUUGGGCUUCUCUACCCUGCCUGAGGUGGUCUUUGAGUUCAUGAGGGACACCAAGGCCUGUGGACUCACCACAGCAGAGUAUGCACUCUUCACUGCAGCUGCCUUACUCUCACCUGAUCGGUCUGACCUGAAGGACAAAAAGACGGUGGAGGAGAUGCAGCUAGAGAUGAUCCUAGCCCUCCAGGCAGCUACCAAGGUCUUCCAUGCAGAUAAACCUUUCCUCUUCACCAAACUCAUCACCAAACUUACCACGUUACGAGACAUGUCCAUCCUCCACCUCAGCGAGAUCAUGGCUGUCAAAGUACAGGAACAGGACCUUAGUCCUCUUAUUGUAGAACUCUUUGGACUAGACUCGUGACACAGUGGACCACCAUCAUCAUUCACCUCAUUGAGAUAAUGGCUGCUGAGGUCUAGGAACAGGACCUUAGUCUUCUCAUUGUAGAACUCUUUGGACUAGACUUGUGACACAGUGGUCACCACUAUCAUUCACCUUAUUGAGAUCAUGGCUGUCAAAGUACAGGAACAGGACCUUAGUCCUCUUAUUGUAGAACUCUUUGGACUAGACUCGUGACACAGUGGACCACCAUCAUCAUUCACCGUAUUGAGAUCGUGGCUGUUGAGGUCUAGGAACAGGACCUUAGUCUUCUCAUUGUCUAUGUCUUCAUUCCGUUCUCUCCUGCGCCCUUUCCUUCCAACAGGAAUGAUAUAUAAUGAAGGCAUUUGAAGCCCUUCCAAAAGCCCAAAGUUAAAUUGCUACAUACACUGUACUUGUAAACAUAAUGCUUAAUAGCUCUAAAAGAUAAGAAAAAUAUAUACGGUAUAUAUAUAUAUGAUUGAAGUUGUAUAUUUCAUCUGAUGUCACUUCUGUGCCCUUACCCAUGGUCUAGUAACAUGGACCAUUUCAUUUCAUUUCAUUUCAUUUGUUCAUUUAUUUCCAUCUUCAUAUUUUAAAAAAAGAUUGUUACAAUAUUAUACAUUUUAAAAAAAUGGCAUGCAAUCAUACAAAUUCAGGCCAAUAUAAUACAUGUGAACAGUAUCAAAGAGACCAAACUAAGCAGUCGAAAAUGAGAAAAAAGGGAAACUAAAAUAAGACCAAAAGGCCUUGUAAAAUAAGUUUCCUAAAAGUAUAGAUAUUAUUUGUUUGUUCAACUUAUUCUGUUACUGAAAGACAUGUAACCAAAUUAAAAACAAACAGUGGAUAAAGACAUAAGCCAGAGGCUCAGAAAGAAGUUUAGGAUAUCUGGACUGGGAAAGCUAGAAAGGAAUCCUGAUCACUGUAGUGACUGAAAAACGGAAGUGUAAAAAUGAAUUAUUUGCUAGAAAUUCUGGCCUUGUUUCAUGCAAUAUUUGUUAUCCCUGUUCAUGAAAAGUAACAUACAAAUGAAAACAAGACAUGCAUAAACUUUGCAUUUAUGUGUUUUGAGGUUUCUAGUUACAAUAUUUAUGAAACAAGACCAUUUAUUUCUUUGAUGGGUACCUACGGUAAUGUGUGUGAUUAUAGCUGAGGAAAUGUCAUUCUGAAAGAGUGCAAAAAUAAUUGAUGAGGCAAACCUCUGGUUAUGCUCACUAAAAUUUAUGAUGGAGCUGUAUUAUUUAAAAAUUCUAAGCUUUGUGUUUAUAUUUUUGAUUUUUAUGUUACAUAUUCUUCUUCUUUUCUGAGAAAGGUGAUAGAGAGAGAGUGUUCCUCCCUCUAAAUGUUGACCUUUCUCUACUAAAACAUAUUGUGUGUUGGCAAUACAAUUUAAAAUAGAGCUGUCAGCUAACUGGCUAAUGUAAGAGUGAUGUUGUUAUUCCAUUCUAAAAGAAAUAUUAACACAGGUGUAUCAUCAUAAGCAGGAAAAGUGUUUUGGUAUUAAAAUUUCUUUGACCCUUUUUAUAUGCAUUUCUACAUGUCCACAUGUACUGUAUCUCACUCGUUUUAGGGGGUGCAACCGUGUUUAGAAGAGUCGGUAUCUUCAUUCCUAUGUCUUAGUAUCAUGCUUAUCAUGAACUGUUAAAGCUCUUCUUGUAGAUUUUUUUUUUCAUUUGCAGCUCAGUUUUGUGUGAGAAAAAGUAUAUUAUUGUAGACUAUAUUAUUGAUCAUAAAACAUUAUAUGCACUGAAAUAACAUGAGUAACUUGCUUUUUACUGAUAUUGUACACAUUGUGGGUCUUUUGGGUGCGAGAUAAUGUCUCUGGAUCCACUGUUGAAACAUUUGUAAAUAAUUCAUAGAUAAUACUAUGUAUAUAUGAAUAUUUCAACAUUAUAUAUGAGUGUAUAGCAUGUGAAUUAAGCCUUCCAAGUCUAGAUUUCAUAUAAAUGUAUAUUGUAUAUUUAUGUUGGCUUACCAUGAAUAUAAUUUUAACAAGCAUGGCAUAAUCAUUUUGAUUUUUUUUGUACAAUUCCUUUGUACUUUUUGUUCUUUUGUUUGUUCUGCUAUUGUGUUUAAUUGAUUGGCGUGAAGUGUGAUGGGCUAUACCUAUCGGAAGGUGAUGCACAUUGACUUCUGUAUUUCCUUUGUCUUUUCUCUUAUGCAUAGCAGUGUUCAUGAGCCUUCCAAAUAGUGGACACAAAAAAAAAUCAACAGACAAGAAAUAUUGUAGCAAACAGACCCUUUGUGAUUGCUUACAUGUCAAAGGCAAUUCCAAGGUCACUCUUUUUUGUACAUUUGAUAGUGUUGGAUAUUUCUUGUGUUUGCUGCAAAUAUUUUAUUGAAGGCCAUUUUCAUUACUUUAGCCAUUUAUAAUAAGAGAGAGGAAAGAGACAAAGCAGUUUGUAUCACCAAGUUUGUCUAUGCUUCAUACAGCUUAACUAGCAUUAUAUUUUUGUUUGUUUGUUUGUUAGUUUGUUUUUCUUUUAACAGCUUGUAAUAAUGAUUUUGUUUGCUUUAAAAAACAAUAUAUUUGACCUCUCUUUUUUCAGAACAGUCUGGGAAACUACAGCAGUUUUCUUUGCUUUAUCAUAUAACAGUGUAAUGAGCAGAGGAUUUGAACUAUGCUAUGACUUUUUAUUUUGAAUUUUUCUUUGCUUCGUAGCUCCAUGAGUAGUUGGCAUUAAAGCAUGUACUCUGUUCUCUCCGUUUAUGACUUGGUCGAACCUGGUCAUUUGAUAGUAUCUGUGUGUGAGAUUCAAUCACAAAUGUUAAUGACAGUGCUGAAAAGAGUCACCUUUCUUUGUUCUUUAAAGGUAAACGGCAUUAUGAAAAAACAUUGUUCACUCUAUUUUGUUUUUAACUUAACUUCUUUCACAGCUUUUAAGCAAGUAAAAUUUAAGUAAAGUUAUUUCAAAGGAUAUUCUUCAGCUUUUGUUUCACCUGAGUUUGGUUAAUGAUUGGCAUUCUUUAUUCUUUAUAAACUUAAAGCCAGGACAACCUACAUGUAUAUGUGUGGAUUUUGGGCAUUUAUAGUGUUGCGAGCUAGCACAAACUUUGCACAUUGUAUGAAGGUAUGACGACGAUAGAACUGCGUACCAUUUAAAAGAGCAAAUGGGUUUUAACUUCGUAGUACUUGACAACAGUUUCAAAACAUAUGAUAUAUUACUUAUCUACCAUACAUUUUGUUUUCACCAUAUUGCUUCUGGUGUUCUGCAUAAUAUAACAAAUUAGCAGCUGCAAAUCUGUUUUUAACCAAAACUUUGAAAUCUAGUACCUGUAAUUAUAAUUUCUCAUGCAUUGUUACGGUCCAUGAAGAUAUUUUCCAAUUUCUUUUUGAAUAGCGAUACAAUCGUUUGGAGGAAAGCUGGAAUUUCCUGGAAAAAAUUUGAGAUGAGUAGAUCUCUUCAAUACUUUUCUUUCAUCUCUCUAUUUUUUGCUUUUGCCCAUUAAAUAGGUCUUAAUUGCCAAAAAUAGGUUUCAAUGAAGUGAAAAGAAAAACAUACUGUCCCAAAUAGCAGUAUUAUGCCAUGAAUGUAUUUGAAUAACAACAUCUUCUGUUUUUGUCGGUAUAAUUGAGUUCUGAAUAGAUUGGAGAAAAAAAUAUCUGCUACUGCAAGGCAAGACCUCCUUAAUUUGUUGAUCAAAUUUAGGAAAUUUAUCGAUAUAUACAUGUAUGUAUAUAUUUUGCGCAUUUAUGUAAAUGCAAAUGAGUUCAAUUAGUUACCAACUCUUGUAAUUAUGCCCAUUUUAUUGGUUAUACAAUGUGUUUGAUUUUUGUUAUUGAACACAUCUGACUAAUUUGUAAAGUUUUUUCCCCCUUUUGUUAAAAUUGUACAAAUACAAAUAAACUAUUUUAUGAUUGUACAAGUAUGAUACAUAUUAUAUGUGAAAGAAAACUACAAAAUAAAGUGAAAUGCACUAAGGCAAUCCUGAUAAAAAAAA